Molecule: messenger RNA, 1349 nt
Organism: Phlebotomus papatasi
Lineage: Eukaryota; Metazoa; Arthropoda; Insecta; Diptera; Psychodidae
Product: phosphoglycerate mutase 2-like
Exons: 5
Coding region: 328-1095 (255 amino acids)
Biological process (GO): glycolytic process
Molecular function (GO): intramolecular phosphotransferase activity
Source: RefSeq, a predicted model, not a curated record
UUCACCAGUGUGCCUAUUUGGAGUGAAGGAGUGAAUUAGCACGGAUAAUAGAUUUUCUGUAAAAGUUUUUCUGUUGAGGAAACUCCGGAAGUUGUGGUGAGGAGUGGUGCAUGCAUAAAAAGGUUCUCCUGUUCAGUAACUGUAAAAUCCUCAAUUGGAGUAGCAGACGCUGCGCUUCUCUCCGCGUGAUCUCGCGCCCUACACACGAAAAGGUUCUCAUCCAUCAGUUGAUUGUCUUCCUGAAUUCUCGAAUCUCCAUCGACAAAGAUAAAAGUAUUGGAGAAUUUUCUUGGGCUUUUAUUUGAACUUGAAGGAAAAGGGAAAAUCAUGAGUAGUGCACCUUAUCGUGUGGUAUUUGUUCGUCAUGGGGAGAGUGAAUGGAACAGCCUGAAUCUCUUCUGUGGCUGGCACGAUGCUGAGCUGAGUGAUAAAGGAAAAUGGGAUGCCGUUAAGAUCUCUGCAGAAGCACUAAAACGUGCUAAUUUUGCCUUUGACGUUGCCUUCACGUCUGCCCUCACGCGAGCCAAUCAGACACUCGAAUUGAUCCUCAGCGAGAUGAAUUGCACAAAGAUUCCUGUGCAUCAAGCCUGGCGGCUCAAUGAGAGACACUAUGGGGGUUUGACGGGAUUCAAUAAGAGACAAAUGGCCGAGGUGUAUGGGGAGGAGCAGGUUCAGAUCUGGCGGAGGAGUUUCGAUGUUCCACCGCCCAGGAUCACCUGUCUCAAUCCCUACUACAAUGCCAUCAAGACCAACAGCAAAUUCAGAAAAAUUCCCACAAAUGACUUCCCAGAUGCAGAAACUCUCAAAUCCACCAUGACCAGGGUUAUACCGUACUGGGAGGAUUCUAUUGUCCCAGAAAUUCGUCAAGGGAAGCGUGUGUUGAUUGUAGCUCAUGGUACAAGUCUUCGAGGUCUCGUGAAGCAUAUUGAAUCUCUCACGGAGGCUGAAAUCAUGAAGUUCAAUCUGCCAAACAGCAUUCCCUUCUACUAUGAUCUCGACGAAACGAUGAAGCCUGUGGGAAAAAUUAAAUUUCUAGCUGAUGACAAAACUGUUAUCAGUGCAAUGAACAAAGUAGCGUCGAUAGAUAGUAAAUAGCGAAGUUGAUUUUACUAUAAACCAGAUACACUAUUUUAUUCAGGUACUAAAGAUAACUAAAAUAAAAAAAAAGAUAAGAGAAGGCCGUAGCAAGUACAAAUUUACUAACCAUCACAAUCAUUCUUUCUUGGAUGUUCUAAUGGUGUUUCUAUUUUUUAUUGACAAUAUUGUUUUAAAAUAUACGUACAAUAGUGUACUAUUUCAAGAGAUUAUUUGAUAAAUAAACCAUUGAUAUAAGUGUUGCAUGGAAAUUU